GGACACAACCGCUGAUUCAACUACAGAGGCUGAGUACAUGGCUGCUGCUGAAGAAGCAAAGGAAGGUGUUUGGAUAAAGAAGUUCAUUUCUGAACUUGGAGUGGUUCCUAGCAUUAAUGACCCAAUCCCGUUGUUUUGCGACAACACUGGGGCCAUUGCACAGGCAAAGGAAUCACGAUCUCACCAAAAGACCAAGCACAUUGUACGACGUUAUCACAUCAUACGAGAAAUCGUAGACAGAGGUGAUGUAGAGAUUUGCAAAGUAGGAACAGACGACAACAUAGCCGACCCCCUGACCAAGCCCUUGGGAAAGCUAAAGCAUGAGGGUCACACUAGGUCAAUGGGCAUUCGACCAAUGCCAGAUUGGCCAUAGUGCAGUGGGAGAUUGUUGGAGUUGGUGCCCUUAUGGCCAACUGCUGUUGUAAUAUCUUAGUGAUUUUCUAUCAUGUAAAGGCAGAUGCAUUAAGUUUACAAACAUCUCAUGCUAAUGUAAACUAUUAAUUGCAUUCCUAGAAUUAUAUUAUAAGAUGUUUAUCAGAAUGAGUCUUCUGAUGUUGAGACUGACAUCUUGUCACUUAGUAUAAUUCUAAAUGGUCUAUAGUCGAAGCAUUAACGAGAGCGGGAUAUCGUUAGUGCGUGUGAGACUAGUGAGAGUUAGAUGUUUGACCUAGUCUCUUGGUCAAUGACGGAGUGUUCGCCUCUACUCUCGGGCAGAUAUUAUCGUUAAUAAUAGGAUGCCAAACCUGACCCACCUUAAGGACAUUGCCUAGACUUUUAGUCUAUGCUCUAAGUGUCCUUAAUGCGACUAUUGGUAUAACAAUCCUUAGACUUGAAGUAUUACGUUCUUCGAAUGCGUGAACCCGCAUGCUUUGAUUCAUUGUCCUAAGCCGUAUGAAAUAAGGAUGGUACACAGGCUUUGUAUUGGGCAUGCCGCUGCACGUAUUCGGAGACGUAGAUUACGUACAAAGAAUUUGUCACUGCUACUCAAUCAUAAUAAUGUCUUGUAGGGGCCCACUGAUAAGUAUGACUGAAGAAAUGCAUGGCCAUGCUGAGAUGAGUUUAGACAUCUGUUCUCAUCAGUCAGACUUGUUAAUCAGUAAAUAACUUAAUUGCUACAAGUUGGAUAUUUUAUAUCCCUUGCACUAAGUUAAGACAUUGGGACAAAAGGAUCUACGUUAUACAAAGUCUUAGUCGUAGAAAGGUUUUGACGGAGCAAACGUCUGAACUUAUAAUCUGGGGGUAAUAAUGUGUUGCUAGAUACUGCUUAUUACUUAUAGUAUUGGUGUAGAGUCAAUACUGUGGCCAGUUUUAUAAGUGCCUAUAUGGGUCACACACACUUUGAACAAUUUAAGAGUAGGAUUAUAAGAGGGGAUAAUAUUUAAUUUGUAUAUUGUAAAAUAGUAAAGUAAAAUGUUUAAU
Messenger RNA from Cuscuta campestris, 1419 nucleotides. The record is from the annotation of a GenBank genome assembly. Lineage: Eukaryota; Viridiplantae; Streptophyta; Magnoliopsida; Solanales; Convolvulaceae.